This is a messenger RNA of Serpula lacrymans var. lacrymans S7.9, 1368 nucleotides long. RefSeq lists its product as uncharacterized. The transcript is spliced from 3 exons. Gene Ontology annotation, biological process: regulation of transcription by RNA polymerase II. Gene Ontology annotation, cellular component: nucleus. NCBI's taxonomy places the organism in Eukaryota, Fungi, Basidiomycota, Agaricomycetes, Boletales, Serpulaceae. The coding region runs from base 1 to 1368 and encodes 455 amino acids. Gene Ontology annotation, molecular function: DNA-binding transcription factor activity, RNA polymerase II-specific; RNA polymerase II cis-regulatory region sequence-specific DNA binding. The record is from RefSeq and is a predicted model, not a curated record.
AUGUACUAUGACGCAUCGGACGUACAAAAGCUAGAGUCGGAGAAAGUUGAUAGUAGCUUGUGCUUUGCAUCCUCUGCUUUAGGCUGGCUGUUAGGGCCUGCUUCGUGCGAAGUGAUGCCUUCUCCGAACUACAAUCAUUUUCGCCCAUCCUCAGCCCCUGCCGGCUCAUUUUAUGACCAGCGGCAAGGGUAUUUUGAUAUCUUCGCCACGUCAGGUACCCAGGAACUCUCUUCCGAGUCUCAAUCAGUCUCGCUGCCACACCUACCAUUGUCUCUUUUACCUCCACCUCAUCUUUCUCCCGCUUCAGGGGUUAUCUCUCCCUCUCACGAAUCUACUCAUCACGAUCAUAUUCCCCGACCGCCUAACGCCUUCAUGCUAUACCGUUCAGAUUUUCUUAAGAAAGGUGUCAUACCUUCCCAUGUCGAGCGACGUCAGCAAAAUCUCAGUCGCAUUGCUGGCGAAUGCUGGAAUAUGUUAUCCGACGAAGACAAGUCAUAUUGGCACGCCAAAGCAGCGAAAAUUCACGCCGCUCAUUACGCGCAAUAUCCUAAUUACAAGUUCAGGCCCAGUCCUCGUGGGAUCAACAAAAGGAACCAGAGGGCGAAAGACAAGAUGAGGCGGUCGACAACUGAGGACACGGGAAGCGAUAGGAUACGCUCUUUGAGAGAGAAGUACACCCAGUUGAAUGGACCCGCUGUUGCUCCUGCGCGGCGGAGACGUCGGGUGCCUCGUAGCCAGAAACUACUAUACGGCGAAGACCUUUUUGCGGCAGUUAACACCCCACUCCCACCUUCCAUUCCCGCCACUCCUGCAGCGUCACCCUCGCCAAUACAAUCUUCCCUUCCGUACAGCACUGCAAAGAUGUCGCAAGACGACAUCCCCAGUUCCCCUAAUAUGAUAUGGGACCAGGAGCCCCAGGGCCAAACUCUAUCUUUGGAUUUAUCUAGGCCGUCGUCUGCAGCUGGUUCUGAGACAGGUUUAUCCGAGUUGAUGCAAGAUCUUGAUAUUACUCCGACAGCGGCGACUUUUCAGCAACGGAGCCCGAUGGCCAUUGAUUCAGAUAACGCUACUUGGCCAUCUUUGGCAUACACUGAGGAUAUGUCUCUAAAUUACGGUGAUAUGCUUGGUCUUCACCAGCUACAGCUACCGUUCUACAACAUCAAUUAUGCUGAACUCCCGGGCCCAUCACCUAACCUUGGUUAUCCAUGUGGGAAAGCCGGCGAUCACCUCCACAGCUUCUAUUCUGACCUCCCAGGACCUGCCGCUUGCGAUCCAUUCUGCUACGGACAAUCCACUCCCGAAUCUGUAUCUGUGGAUUUCAUGGCUAAUGGAGAAUGGACCAUGCAAGAAGCUUUGUCACAGAAGUAG